Molecule: messenger RNA, 2367 nt
Organism: Bolinopsis microptera
Lineage: Eukaryota; Metazoa; Ctenophora; Tentaculata; Lobata; Bolinopsidae
Product: zonadhesin-like
Exons: 2
Coding region: 87-1838 (583 amino acids)
Cellular component (GO): extracellular matrix
Molecular function (GO): protein binding
Source: RefSeq, a predicted model, not a curated record
GCACUCAUUAGAACACAGAUAUCCCAUAGUUCACUUUUCUCAAUAGUAUUCAAUACAACUGAUACGUGUUGGCCGUGCUUUUUAACAUGCUGUUUGUUUUCGCCGCCCUAUUUGUUGCGGCAACUGCUCUCGAAGACCUCAUGCCUGUCAUAAUCCAAGGACCAGCCAAUUUUACCAACGGAGUCGGAGAAACUGCUAAUUUUGUCUGCAAGGGUGAAGGCAGCCCCACUCCCAAUGUUAUGAUUGUCAAAGAGGACACCAUAACUGACUUCAAUAUGUUCAACGCUGGAGGAAAUCGUCGAAGGUCUUUGGAUAGCAAGGUGAGCGUCGAGAGGACUAUCAAGAAUUUGGCUCAUACUGAUCAAGGAUGGUACGUCUGCAUCGUAUCCAAUAAACACGGAGUAGCAUUCAGCAGAGCCUACAUGGAAGUGAAGGAAGAUCUGUGCAGAGGAGUGAGGUGCCCUAAAAGGAAGUUCUGUUCUCCCAACUACCAGACUCUCACCACGGAGUGCCAGUGUAAACCUUGUGUGGACCCAACUUACAAACCUAUCUGCGCCACAGAUUGUCAGACUUACUACAACGGCUGCCACAUGAGGACCCACAGUUGCGAGAAUAACAUUCCCCUCAUAUUUGUUAACGAAGGAGAGUGCAAGGUCGAUCCCCUCGAACUGGUUGUGCCUGCUACCAAGAUUGAGCUCAACGAAGGAGAAAGCCUGUCUCUGACUGUCUCCUACGCUGGUAGCCCCAUGCCUACUUCUCUUAAAUGGGUGAAGAUGAGGAAGAAUAACAAGCAAAAGAUGGCCAGUGAAGACAGCGAACACUUCGUACAAAGUGUCACUGAGAGAGAUGGUGGAGUCUACAAAGCUAUUGCCAUGCAGUGUAGCAAGAAGGUUGUCUCCAAAGAUGUCGAAGUUGUUGUUAUUCCCAAAGAAAUCAACAACUUCGUUGAUAACCCCAAAGCAAAGGUCUGCAAAGUUUUCGGAGAUCCCCACGUUCAAACUUUUGAUGGAAAGGUAUAUGAUUUCAUGGGAGUUUGCGACUACGUCUUAGCGAUGGACGCCAAUCGAUACGAGUGGAUGAUUGUUGGUCGAUUCAUGCCAUGCGGAAACGGAGUAACAUGUCUGGAGCAGGUUGUAAUUCACCACGACAGGAGCAAGGCACCCCUGAUUAUUACCAGAGGUUGGAUAGUCGCACAGAACGGAGAGAAGUUCCGUCUCAAGAAGAACACGCCAGCGGAAAUAGACGACAUGAUUGUAACCUACACCGGACUAACGAUAGAGCUGAGUAUGCUGAACGGAGUAAAAGUCCAGUUUGACGGAUUUUGGGGAGUUCAAAUCAUUACCAGUCCUGGAGUGAACACUAUGGGAAUUUGUGGUAACAACAACGGAGAGCCUGGAGAUGACCUGUACAGAGGCAGGUUCGGAAUGACCGGAGAUGAUAGCAACAAGUUUGGAACAAGCUGGGGCUACAGAUACGACUGGUGUGGAAUUGAGGAACCUGUUGGACAGGUGACAUGCGAUAACCAAGCAGAGGUAGAGGAGGAGUGCGAUAAUAUGCUGGAGUCGGACGCUUUCUCGGAAUGUGCUUCUGUUAUCGGCACCAAAUUCUACAGAGACUCGUGCAUCGUGGACGGAUGUGCUGCCAAGGUGGCACGAUACGAGGGACGUUCUACUUGUGCUUUCGCAAACUCAAUAGCUCAACACUGUCAGAUUGCUGGAUACAAAGUCCCGAGGAACUUCCUCCAGCAGAUUGGUUGUGGAACUAAACGAGAGUUCCAGGCAGCUGUCUAUAAUUCAGGAUGUCCACUCCAGGGUGAUCCUCCUUACCUUGAUGCCUAAUAGACUAUUCCAAUUCUUAGACGCUGACCCUGUGAGUUUAGGCACCUAAGUUCCGGCUAACAGACUGAAUUAGCCAUCCACCGAACUGUCAAGAUGAGCGGUGACUUUGCGAACACAAAGUUUCUCAGAGCGAUGAUUUUCAUCCUUUAUUUAGGAAAUUUUUGAUAAAGACUAUAUAAUGAUGACCUGCAAGAAUUUUUCAUUUCUGCGCAGGAUGAUAGGGGAUUUUUAAUGAAAAAUAUUGAUGACCUGCAAUAUAAUAGGUUCAUUUCUGUUUAUUGCACAGGAUUGAAGAAUGCAAAUUUAUGAAAUGCUUUAUGAAAUACUUUAUAAAAAACAGUUUAUUUUAUACACUUUUUACCGCAAUAUGUUAUUUGAAAAUAUCGUUAUAACGUAAAUACUGAAAAAUAGAAUUUUAUAUAUUAAACAUCCUCAUUUUAUAAAGCCUUCCGUUUUUUAUAUUUGAUGUGUGACUUUGUAACAUUGUUGUGUUUUGUUAUUUAAUUAUUGUUUUUCCAAAUUCUUAUAA